Messenger RNA from Styela clava, 1184 nucleotides. Its product is annotated as non-structural maintenance of chromosomes element 1 homolog. NCBI's taxonomy places the organism in Eukaryota, Metazoa, Chordata, Ascidiacea, Stolidobranchia, Styelidae. Gene Ontology annotation, cellular component: nucleus; Smc5-Smc6 complex. The record is from RefSeq and is a predicted model, not a curated record. Gene Ontology annotation, biological process: double-strand break repair via homologous recombination. Gene Ontology annotation, molecular function: ubiquitin-protein transferase activity.
UUACAGAUUGUAUAAAACAAUAUAAAUAUCUGUAUGAUAGCAUAACAAAAAUGACUGCAUAUGGAGAUGCCCAAAAAUAUUUUUUGCAAGCUAUGAUGCAAAAAGGAUCAGCGACUGACCAUGAGUGUGACUCACUCAUAGAUGAGUGCUUCAAGGUUACAGAAAAAGAUAGAAACCAGUGGACACUAUCAUCGUUUAUUACAUCUGUAAAUAAACAAAUUCAACCUUUCCACCUAGAAAUAAGGAAAGGCAAUGAUGAAGAUUCUGGACAAGAUGUCUAUGCACUAAUAAGCGUCACGGAUCAUGAUAUAAAUCAUUUAGUAAUUGGAGGAAAUUUCACGAAAAUAGAAAUUGAAAUUUUUCACCGAGCUGUUGAUCUUAUCGUUAGCUCAAAUACGGGAAUGGUUUCUUCUACUGAUAUCCUCAACAUAACGGAAGAAUUGCCUCAGAAAAAUAUUUUAAAAUCUGAAAUCGAGAUUCUGAUUACAAAGCUUGUGAAACAAAAUUGGGUUGGAGAAAAAGAUGGGAUGGUAUACCUCACCCCUCGUUCAAUACUAGAGUUGGAACCGUAUAUAAAAGCUGAAUUGAAAAAUGAGGUUUUAUACUGCAACAUAUGCAAAAGUAUGGUAUUAAAAGGAGUUAACUGCAAGAGAUGCAGAAGUAGAAUACACUUGUACUGUGCCUCCACUUAUUUCAGGGGUAGAUCAAUGGACGAAUGUAAAUGCCCAGUCUGUCAUGAUGUCAUGACGUUACUUCCAUCCUUGCCCAAUAUGGAUACAUCUCGUGUAAACGGAAGUAUGGAAGGUCUGACGCCAACGAUGAAUGAACGCAGAAAACGAAGGCGAUAAAUGGAAAUACUGUUUCAUAAUCAAUAACAAAGAUUAUGGAAUAUUUUCUCGACUAUUGUGAAUGCUCCACACUUUGUCUGGAGCCUUCAAGUUAUUUUGAAUGAAUAAGAUUUGGUUUCAAAGUGAAAUCAUAUUCUAAACUGCGUCAAUUUUGUGUAACUUUUUGCUUAUGCAUGUGGGUGUACAAAAAAUACUUCAUAGAACAACAUAGGUAGUUAUCAUACUUUUGACAUGAGUUAAUGGAGCACUUUUUAAUUUACAAUUUCGUUGGACAUCAUCAAAUCCAAACAUUUCUACUGUAAUUUUCAAACAUUUUUGUUUUUUCUACUUCUUAGA